UAUUCACCGAGCGGCCUACAUCCAAAAAGGGUGAGAGAGGGCAACACUUUUUCGCUUCCCUUUCUCCUGUCCAUGGUUCUCCCCGAACCCUAACCCUAGCCCUUGAUCCACUCAUCCCCUACUUCUCUCGCCCGUCUCCCUCUUCUUCGUCCCUUCUCGUCACAUCGAGUAGGAGUCCACGGAGGGCGGGGGGAUGGAGAAUCACAAGAAGACUCCCGUUCGGGUGCGCUUCCGCGUGAGAGCCAAAAAGCAUGGCUUUGAAGCCGGCGGCUCCGGCUCUUCCGACGCCCGGAAGCGCCGGAGGCAGUUGGACUGCACCAACUCCGUCCGGAAGCUCCUGUGCCGCGAGAUCGGCGGCCACCCUCGCAUGGCCCGAUGCUCCUCCGAUGCCGCCGAGAAAUUCCGCAACAUCCAGCUCCAGGAGGAAUUUGAUACUUAUGAUAACAAUGUUAAUUGGUUUGUAAAGUUGCAAUUUCUAAAAAAGAGAUCAAAAAUUAUUGAGAUUGUUUCAGCAAAAGAUAUUAUAUUUGCCCUUGCACAAUCUGGACUUUGUGCUGCUUUUAGCCGAACCACUAACAAAAGGAUUUGCUGCUUGAAUAUAAGCCCAGAUGAAGUGAUUAGGAGUCUUUUUUAUAACAAGAACAAUGACUCCCUUAUUACAGUCUCAGUAUAUGCAUCAGAUAAUUUCAGUUCGUUGAAGUGCAGGACAACUCCAAUUGGAUACAUUAAAAGGAACCAAUUAAAUGCUGGAUUCCCACUUUUUGAAAGUGAAUCUCUUAAAUGGCCUGGCUUUGUCGAAUUUGAUGAUGUAAAUGGCAAGAUCCUAACUUACUCAGCGCAGGAUGGCAUCUACAAGGUUUUUGAUCUCAAGAACUACACAUUUCUGUAUGCAAUUUCAGAUAAGAAUGUGCAGGAGAUCAAGAUCAGCCCAGGAAUAAUGCUGUUAAUAUUCAAUAGAGAACCUAAUUGUGUUCCAUUAAAGAUACUCUCAAUUGAGGAUGGAACUGUGUUGAAAUCGUUUAAACACUUGUUACACCGAAGCAAGAAGGUUGAUUUUAUUGAGCAAUUCAAUGAGAAGCUUCUUGUUAAGCAGGAAAAUGAGAAUCUACAGAUUUUUGAUGUGAGAAAUUCAGAGAUUACAGAGGUUAGCAGGACAGAGUUUAUGACACCAUCAGCUUUUAUCUUUCUGUAUGAGAAUCAUCUUUUCCUAACAUUCCGAAAUAGGACAAUUGCUGUUUGGAAUUUCCGUGGUCAGCUAGUCACCUCUUUUGAAGAUCAUUUGUUGUGGCAUCCAGAUUGCAACACUAAUAAUAUUUACAUAACUAGUGAUCAAGAUCUGAUAAUUUCAUAUUGUAAAGCUGAAGAGGGACAUGGCAAUGAGGGAGAAGUCUCGACGGUUGGUUCCAUCAACAUGAGCAACAUCCUGACUGGUAAGUGCAUAGCCAAGAUAUCUGCUUCUGAUCCUGCACUUCAGAUCAGUCCUCGCAAAAGAGGCGACACAGGUAGAUCUUUGAUCAGAAGCACUGUCAGAGAAGCACUUGAAGACGUGACGGCACUAUUUUUUGACGAGGAUAGGAAUGAAAUUUACACAGGCAACAAGCAAGGUUUGAUACAUGUAUGGUCAAACUAGUUUGCAGUAAGUUCCUAGCAUUGUUGCCUAACUGUAAUAUAUUGAACACAUCUGAGAUCUUAAAUUCAAAUUCUUCCCUUGUGAUGUAUGCUUUGACAGAGUCCUUGUAUUUGUUUACAUCUAAGUGGAGCAGAUGUAAUCUAUCGUGAACUUGUUGAUGUCU
Molecule: messenger RNA, 1793 nt
Organism: Zingiber officinale
Lineage: Eukaryota; Viridiplantae; Streptophyta; Magnoliopsida; Zingiberales; Zingiberaceae
Exons: 8
Coding region: 194-1630 (478 amino acids)
Molecular function (GO): protein binding
Source: RefSeq, a predicted model, not a curated record